AUCUUUUUAAGGGGGAUGCACAGUGAGAAAACAUAGAUUUAGGUCAAAAAUAUCGAUAUUUUAAAAUUAAUAGAUUUUAAUAGUUUAAAAUGUCUAGAAUACGAAUUCCCUAUCAGAAUACUAAAAAAAAUACGUUUUAUACAUCAAUUUUGUAUUUUAAAUGUAGAUAUAUAAGCAAAAUUUUGAUGUUUUGGUGAAAAAUCAACAUUUUGUAAGCUAUAGUUGAUAAGCUAAUGUACGCUCUAAUCCCUAACAGAUGGUAUCGAUACAAAGGUCUACUUUUCUAGUUCCGAUUAUGUGCAUGGUUUCUCAUUCUAUAAAUAAAUAGUACUGCAAUGAACUUUCAAAAUACGUCACUACCUCUUUUUUUCCCCUAUAUCCUCAUAUACACACCCACAAAGCCAUAUUUACGCAUGCGCACCAUCAAAGCUUCUAUAGUUACUGUAAUUACACGCAUGCGCACUGAAAAAGCUUCCGUAACUACAAAGUAUGCACGCAUGCGCACAUGACGUGAACCGGUCCUUCUUCUGUAAACUUCCAUCACAUCAACAAUCGAUUCAUUAUUGAAACUCAGAAAUGCCAACAAAAGGUUAUAUGUUUGGAAAGAAAAAACGUUACUGUAAGCCCAGAGGACGACAUGCUUCAAAGACAAAUGCACAAUUACAAAGCUCUGUUUUGGAUACAGCUGGAUCUGAAGCAGCAACAACACAGCCUGCAAGUGCAGCUGAGCGAAAAAUAUCCCUAACUGCAGUUACUAACGCUGAUAACACCAAUAAGAGGCUGCCUGAAGAUUUCAUAUACGUCAUGAUGAAUUCAAUGCAAUUGACCACAAUGGUCUCCUUGUUGUGCUGUCCACAUUGCUUUGACAACAAAUUAACUAUGUGCAUCACACAAUCAAAAGGCAUGGCUCAUUUGAUUAAAAUCAAAUGCCUAAAUUGUGAAACAUAUUUGUGGUCCGACUGGACCUCAAAAAAAAGUAAUGAUGUUCAUCUGGAUAUUAAUGUCCGCGCUGUCGCUGCAUUAAAAGAAUCUGGAAUCUCGCAUUCUAAAUUUGAUAGGUUUUGUGGACUUAUGAGUAUGCCCUGCAUGCACAGAAAUACUUAUAACAAUCUAGCUAACAUAGUCAAUACCGCUAUAAUUGAAGCUGGUGAAGAAUGUAUGAUUAGGGCAUCUGCUGUUGUGCAUGGAAGAAACAUUUCACAACCUCUAACUACAGAUGAAAGAAUAAGUUCAACAGGCUGUCCUGUUAUUACAGUUUCUUUCGAUGGGACUUGGCAUAAAAGGGGCCACUCAUCUCAUUCAGGAAUUGGCACAGUUAUUUUGAUACUGGACUCGUCAUCGACACCGAAGUCCUAUCAAAUUAUUGCCAUGUUUGUGAUUCAAACUCUGCAGAACUAAACUUUGAUGCCUCUAAGCAUAUGUGUCAAAAAAACUUCAGUGGCUCAGCAAAUGCAAUGGAGGCCGCAGCAGCAUCCAAAAUCUUUUCGCGCUCUGUGGCAUCCAGAAAACUUGUUUAUGGCACGAUGCUGUGUGAUGGCGAUAGUAAAUCGCAUUCAUCUGCCAUUACCAACUCAGGAUAUGAUGUAGAAAUCUUAAAAGAGGACUGCAUUAACCACAUCUCAAAAAGAAUGUUUAAUGCUUUGAACAAUUUAAAAAUGUCUAACAAAAAAGAACUAAAUUAUAGGCUUACAAAGCCAAAAAUUGAAAAAAUUACAAAUUACUAUUCCAAAGCUCUGCGCCAAAAUGCUCCCGACAUUCAAAAAAUGAAGCUGGCUGUUAUGGGCUCAUUUUUUCAUAUGAUGAGCUCAGACCUAGAUCAUAACCACAGGUUGUGUCCUGAUGGCGCUACAUCUUGGUGUCACUUUAAGAGAUCAGAGGCACUAAAACAGCCAUAUAAAAAACACAACCAGACCAUCACAUCAGAAAUAGGUAAACUGUUAUUUCCUAUAAUGAAAAGACUAACAGACACAGAUCUGUUAAAAAGAUGUUCUAGAAUGGGAACACAAAACGCCAAUGAAUCUUUUCAUUCCCUCAUUUGGCAAAGAUGCCCCAAAACAGAAUUCGCAACAUUAAAAACGGUAAGGGCUGCGACAUACCUUGCUGUUUUAGCCUUCAAUAAUGGACCUGUUGGCAUCAGAUCAGUUUUUGACAUAUUAGGCAUUCCCUGGACACUAAAGAACAUUUCUUCUAGUGAGAAAAAGCAAAAUGUCAAACUACAGCUUGUUAGAAAAAGAAAAUCAAUCGCAUUAGUGUCCAGGAGAAAAAACUUGAAAAAACGAAGAAUUGAGCAUGAGCACCGGGCAGAGGUUCUAGAAGGUCCAACCUAUCAAUCAGGCCAUUUUAAUGAAUAGUUUUUUGUUUUUUUUAUUAUCUAUUAUGUUGUUUUAUGUAAAUAUUCCCUUUUUUUUCAUUUUUAUGGUUACAAUAAAUAUUUUAUAUCAUUUUAAAAAAUUUAAAUGCGUUUUUCUCAAAAUGUAUUUUUAGGUGCAUGUUGUCCACAAGAAUCUCAAAAUCUUUAGUUCUGUAUAAGUUAGACUAAUAAUUUUUCACAUGUAGUUUAUUGAUAGUAUAUCAUAGGUAAUAGGCUGCAAAAAUUUUCAAUAUGUAUAAUAAAUUUCAUAAAAAAAUAAAAAUAAUGAUGUGACCUCAGAUGAAAAAUGGGGUCGGAAAAAAAUAAAAAUUUUAAAAAUUCAUAAAAAUUAAACCAGUAAUAAUUUUCAAAACAAAAUUAGCCAGUUACCUAUGGGAUUCAAAUAUCUAUCAGGUGCAAUCAAAAAAUUAAAAAAAUUUUGAGUACUUUAGAAUAUUUUAAGAAUUUUGUAAACAUUGUUUAUUUUCAAGAUGGCCGCCAUUUCCAUAGCAACCCAAAAGGCUACACUCAUAAAAUGUGUAUGGUUACUCAUGUCUCUAUAUGUUCUAUCAAGUCAUGCAUAAAGCUUUUCUAUUUAUCUGUAAAUUACAAAAAUUGAAAUUUCAUUGUGCAUCCCCCUUAACAGAUCUGUGUCUGUUAGUCUUUUCUUAAUAGGAAAUAACAGUUUUCCUAUUUCUGAUGUGAUGGUCUGAUUAUGUUUUUUGUAUGGCUGUUUUAGUGCCUCUGAUCUCUUAAAGUGACACCAAGAUGUAGUGCCAUCAGGACACAACCUGUGGUUAUGAUCUAGGUCUGAGCUCAUCAUGUGAAAAAAUGAGCCCAUAACAGCCAGCUUCAUUUUUUGAAUGUCAGGAGCAUUUUGGCGCAGAGCUUUGGAAUAGUAAUUUGUAAUUUUUUCAAUGUUUGGCUUUGUAAGCCUAUAAUUUAGUUAUUUUUUGUUAGACAUUUUUAAAUUGUUCAAAGCAUUAAACAUUCUUUUUGAGAUGUGGUUAAUGCAGUACUCUUUUAAGAUUUCUACAUCAUAUCCUGAGUUGGUAAUGGCAGAUGAAUGCGAUUUACUAUCGCCAUCACACAGCAUCGUGCCAUAAACAAGUUUUCUGGAUGCCACAGAGCGCGAAAAAAUUGUGGAUGCUGCUGCGGCCUCCAUUGCAUUUGCUGAGCCACUGAAGUUUUUUUGACACAUAUGCCUAGAUGCAUCAAAAUUUAGUUCUGCAGAGUUUGAAUCACAAACACGGCAAUAAUUUGAUAGGACUUCUGUGUCGAUGACGAGUCCAUUAUCAAAAUCAAUAACUGUGCCAAUUCCUGAAUGAGAUGAGUGGCCCGUUUUAUGUCCCAUCGAAAGAAACUGUAAUAACAGGACAGCCUGUUGAACUUAUUCUAUCAUCUGUAGUCAAUCUAGUUCUAAUGUGAUCUAUGCCCCUAAUCUAUACUAGAUCUAAAAAAGGAUAGAUCUCUAUGUUUGCAAUCACUUUCAUAUUUAUUUAAUGUCUAUAGAUCUAGAUGUGAUAUGAUGAACACGUUGUCGAAUUCAAAGAUUGAUGAAGCAAAGGUUUCAUUACCAUUAUUUUAUAUGUAAGCACACGCUGGUCUAGUAAAAAAAAACAACAACAAACUAGAUCUAGACUGUAAUGUUUGUAAUUGUGCAUUUGUCUUUGAAGCAUGUCUUCCUCUGGGCUUACAGUAACUUUUUUUCUUUCCAAACAUAUAACCUUUUGUUGGCAUUUCUGAGUUUUAAUAAUGAAUCGAGUGUUGAUGUGAUGGAAGCUGACGCAAAUGUUUACAGAAGAAUGACCGGUUCACGUCAUGUGCGCAUGCGUGCAAAUUUUGUUGUCAACGAAACUUUUUCAUUGCGCAUGCGUCUAUAUACAGUUACCAAUGUAGCUUUGAUAGUGCGCAUGCGUAAAUAUGGCUUUGUGGGUGUGUAUAUGAGGAUAUAGGGAAAAAAAAGAGGUAGUGACGUAUUUUGAAAGUUUAUUGUAGUACUAUUUAUUUAUGGAAUGAGAAACCAUGCUCAUAAUCGGAACUAGAAAAGUAGACCUUUGUAUCGAUACCAUCUGUUAGGGAUAAGAGCGUACAUUAGCUUAUCAACUUUAGCUUACAAAAUGUUGAUUUUUCACCAAAACAUCAAAAUUUUGCUUAUACAUCUACUGUUAAAAUACAAAAUUGAUGUAUAAAGCGCAGUUUUUUUUAGUAUUCUGAUAGGGAAUUCGUAUUCUAGACAUUUUAAACUAUUAAAAUCAAUUAAUUUUAAAAUAUCGAUAUUUUUGACCUAGAUCGUUGUUUUCUCACUGUGCAUUCCCAAUAAAAAAAAUAAAUAACUACAUCUAAAUAUAAAAUAUUUCUACAACUUACAGGCUGUCUCAUGUACAGGAAUGUAUAAAAUAAUUACACGCCAGAUCAUUAAGAUCGUUACCUGUCACACACAAAGAGAUACUGUACUGACCGUAGCUCUGGUAGCUACAUUUACAUUUAAAAAUACAAAUCAAGGAUCAUGCUAAUAAGGCGAGAAAACUUCAUUUUCUCCUCACGUUCAUAUCUGUGUGUACUGCCAUCUUCCGACUCGACCAUAUACCAUCCGAAAGCAUGUCUAGGCACGGCAGUAAUUUUAUGACAUGCGGGCUCAUAUUGCAUAAACAUUCUGCCCUGGCCUUUCACUCUACGUUCAACUAGAACUCUGCUUCCAACGGUAAGAAGGUCAUUCAAACUCCUUUGCCACUCAGGAACAUCCUGGGAAAGCAAUGUAGAUUCUGGGCUGAACUGGACUAAACUGUAGGAAGGUAUUCGUUGCUUCUGCAUGAUUUCGGGUAGUGUCUGGUGAGGCUACUUCUGUAUGAAUUGACACCAUUUCUGCAACUGCGGAUUGGCGUGUGUGGAACAACGACUCAGGUGCAGUCUGGAUCCCCUAGGAUUCUGAGGCAUCUCAACCAACAAUUCUGUUGGCUUGAAAGCCCGUAGCAGUUGUUCAGGGUUUGCCUGUGGUCUUGUUGAGGCAACCUGAAUAUUUCUCACUUCCACGCUACCAUUUGGACAAGCCAGUGUGAAGUGGUCCUGGCUUCCACAGUUGCUACACUUGAGAUCUUUAUAGUGGGGGCGACCCUUAGGCUUCUUAUCCUGCAACUGUCUGCCUUGACAGUAUAGACCGAAAUGAUAUUAAAAUUAAUCUGCCAGACAACUAAACUAACUAAAGCAAGAAACAAACUUUCUUGAAAUUAAAUACUAAAAAUGAAUCUUUAUUUACAUAAAGAAACAAACUUUCUUGAAAUUAAAUACUAAAAAUGAAUCUUUAUUUACAUAAAAAAAAUCAAUAAUAAAAUAUAAUAUGUACACUAAAACCCAAACAGCCAACACUAAUCCAACCACUAGUCUAUGCUACUAAAUCUACAAACACUAGAUCUACAGCAGCAAUUAUAGCAGGGCAGCAGUAACAAUAGUAGUGGUUACGUCAGAGUAAUAGCAGUAAAAAUAGCAGGCCGUCCCAGUUACAGAAAUAUAGAAAUGAUUAAAUAAUUAUACGCCAGAUCACUAAGAUCAUCAACUGUCACACAGACAGCGAUAUACUUUACUGACCGCUGGUCAACUGUACAGGAUGUAGCACGGAUUUAACUAUUUAUACUAUCCGCCCUAACCCAUAUAACAAAGAGCGGAAGUACAAAUAUUAAUUCUGGGCACUAGCCUAUAAAAAUAGAAUACAUAAAAUAGCUCUGACCUAUAAAAGUAGAAAAAUAAAAUUACUAUAAAAAUAGCUCUGGGAGCGCAAGCUCACACAAUUAUAUUUGUAUAGUCUCUAAUUAUCUUUUUGGAGAGAUUUCAUAUACACUGUUUUCAAAUCUCAACUCAACAUCAGUAUACUUUCUGUCCAAUGCUUUUCUGGACUUGAUUUGGCUAUAAGCAAUGCUUCCAAAGUGUCGUUACAGAGGCUACUUCUGGUAUCAGUCUUAUUUUUAUCUCACAAUUGAAAAUACGUUCAGUGAGCAGCUGAAUGUGAUAUCAGUUGUUAAGUAGGUUGCAUACUCCAGUUUGAUGUCAGCCACUGUUGCAUUUUUUUUUUGGCAGUAUUGAAGGAAAUUUAUCAGCAAAGUAAUCAAUGGUUGAAGUUUUCCCAUCAGCUACUUCUUGUAAGGAUGCAUCUACAAUUUCAGCCCCUGUUGAAGUGGGAGCUUAUUUGUGAGAUACUACAGAAGUUACAUAAAAACUGUUUGACUGUUUAAAAAAACCUUGCAGACGUUACUGUCUAAAGAAGGUGAACCUCUUCUUUUCUCUUGAUGAAGUCACUUGCUGACUGAUCUAAGUGAAUUUCUGAGGGGUCUUAAUUGUUAGUUGCUACAUCCAUAUUAACCUCCAGUACAUCCUUGUUCACCAUGGCAUGUUUUUUCAAGCCUUCUUCUUAGAACAUGAACCAUUGGAAAAGCACUUUGCAAUUCAGUGUUGAAGUCAUCAAAUGGUUGAAGAGCAUCAAUCAGAAAAUGACAAAUCAGACGGUUAGUAGGUGUCAGGGGCAGGUAUGGCGAGAGUGAUUGUGUUAUUUCUUUGUACUAUUUAAGUAUGAAAGAGUUAUAUCCCUUUGUUUAUUUCUCCUCUUCUCUCUCCCCCCCCCCCCGGCAUGAAUGUGAACAGUAUACACGUGAUGUCUUUGAAUGGUGGUUGGUUGAUAGAGUGAAUUGGUAGUUCGUUAGUGUAUUAUGUUCCUGGACUGGUGUUUGUUUAUUAAUAUUUACUUGAGCAAUAUUGGAUAUUAAAAUAUUAUAUUCUUGGAGAUUUGGAGUUGGAGUUGAUGUGUAGGCUAUCUAGUGGUAACUGUUCUUAUUUGAGUAAUUAAACAAGUAUUGUUAAGUGUUAUUGAGGAUUCAUACCCCCUAACGAGCCAAGUCAAGAAACACACCAACCAAGUCCAGCCAAGCUUAAGUGAACAUUAUUUCUUGAGCUAUCUACCUUUUGCUUUUCACAAACUGAUUUUUACAUGUUUUUCUUGAUAUUUGAAAAAUUCCAAUAAAAGCUUCCAGUUCUCCAGAAGUCUUCAACACCUUAAUACUCAGCCACCUGGUUUUCCAACAAGGUCCAUCCACCUUGAAGUAUAGGACAUUAAAAACACUUUGUACAGAGCCCCGUUGACCGUUUAUGGGAAGAAUCCCUGUCUGUUUGUGACUCAAAACUCAAACUCUGGUGAGUCAUCAGUGUUCGGUUGCGAGGUUGACCAGGGUGUGGGUAGGUUUGCCCCAUUGUUUGCUGGGUGCUCUUCAACGCCUCAAAUUGUUCCCCAAACUUGUUUAACUGAGAGCUUACAAGUUCGCACCACUGGUUUAGUGGUUGAGAGUUGCCUUGGUCCUGACUUUUGUUUAAGGGUUUUGUGCUAUAAACUUAAAUAGUUCUUUACGAAGUUCUGGAUCACUGACUCCAUGUGCAAAUUGAUCUCUCAAUCUAUCUCCCUUGAAACAUUCUAUGCCUUCUCGAGAACUUAUUGAAUAGUCGAUGGGAAAAUUCAAGCAAUGACUCUGUCUGUCACAAGACGCUAGCAGUGUGCUGGCGCCUGCUUUAACUGGUCGUGGUCUAGGGUGAUUCUGGAGGCCCGACUGUUGACGCUGGAACUUUGGUGGCUUUAGCCCUGUCGCGAUUUUGGUGUUUGUCUAUAUAAUUAAGAUAUAAAACUAAACACCGGAAUAUAGUUAGAAACUAUAACUUUAAACUGUAACUUUAUUUACACACAAUAUAGAAUCUUCCAAAUAAAACGUUUACAUACAGGUACAUCAACUACUAAACUAGGAUCACUAAUGACUAUGAACGUUAGACUAACUGUCCGUUCGUUUUCAGAGCAAAAAAAAAUCCCUCCCACGUGGUUACGUCCCCUUUCAUCAUCAGUGACGCAUAACCUCAGUGGUUACGUCUACAUGCAUCAUUGGAGAUACAAAGCCUUGGCUCUGACCAGGUAAUCUGCUACACACACACAAACGGGUGUGGGCUCACAGCGGUUUGUGACACUGUCCUUCUCUGCUGUGACCUCAGAAAUGUAAUCUCUGCCUCACGGACCGGUACGAUUACUUCAAACGCGGCAAUAAGAGCUUCCGGGUCACUUUUGAUUUGAUGUGUCUGAAUAUCUACCUCUACUCUAGCCGGACCACUUAUGUUUGCAAGGAUGGUUGGUAUCUUUUCUUGACGCGAGAGGUAAGGCCUGAGUUCUCUCGAGCGAAAUCUACUGUUGAAAAUUCGCCAUUCCUGCCAUCUCCACUGAACUGUUUUAUUUUUCAUAGAAGGUUCUACGAUAAAAUGCGGGCGCUGGCAGGCCAGUUUCAAUGCUUCCAGUUGAGCUUGUCUACGAAUGAACCUAUCCUUAGUGACACGUUCCAUGCCCUCCGGUUCUCCUCCACUGGACCCACUUCUCUCCUAUUCACUGAAUAAGGUUCUACCAUGUUUUUCUCCAUCUGGCUGCAGGUCUUAAGAAAGUCUAACACAAUAAUAGUAACCUAAUAACAAGUAGUUCUAACUCAAUAAAACAUUUUCAAUCUAAAUAAAAUCAAAAUUAAGAGAAUAUAAGCAAAUCAUCUUAAACUAUACUAAACUAAAUCUAACUACCCUGCAAAAGACAAUAAGAAAACAUCGAUAGAAAAUAUUGAAAAUACAACAGAGAUUGAAAAUUAUUUUAACUGUUACUUGUGGACAUCUACGUCUGGUAGUCACUUCCUUUAUUCCUUUUGUCAGGAAGCAGAUUUGGAGACGUCUCCUGACCGCACUCGUGCUACCAAGUUUCUGUGGUGGGUUUGGCACAGAAAACUAUAUAUGACGUAGGCAACUCGUAGGCCAAUAUAGAUCUGUUUUUUGUACACUAAAGACCUGCAGCCUUACGUAAACACAUGGUGUAGAACAAGGCACAAAAAGGGAGUGGAGACGAAGUAGGCCCAGUAAUGUACAGACACUACAAUUACAAGAGAUGCCGGUAAAAUGGGCAGUGCCCACGUUGUUUUGCCUUUAUACGACGGACACAAGACGUCACCUAUGAGAAAAAUGUGGAUAUCGAGUUGGCGGUGUGGCCUGAACAAGUAUCCACCCCACUACACACAUAAAGAAAAAAAUUCAGACUACUUGGUUCAGGGGAUACUCAUUGCACAAACUAUUCUCUUAAAAAACUGAAGUAAGAAUCUAAGCACCUUUGAAUCCACACAAUGUUGUAUAAAUGUUUGAGCUAAGCUCUCAAUAUUUUCAACACCAAAGCUUAACAAAUUCAUAUUUUCAAUUUUGUCUCUAAAACAUGUAGCUGUUCCAGAUCCGGAUUCGUUUUUAGCGAUGCCCUUGGUGCAAGUGGAUUGGGACAUAUUUCGUAUUAACAGAUGGGAUUUUGGACGUUGUUUUAAAAUGGGGCUUUCUUCUAUGUCUACACAGUCCACCAGGGUUGCACUCCUAAUCGGAACCAGAAAAUGUAAACCUUCGAGAGAUGACACUUGGCUUUCAGUGCACUAUAGUGCUCUCCGAAGGUUAUGUCAUCCUGAAUUAACGCUUGCCUACAUGUGCAUCAUAUGCUACCAUUAAACGACCUGAAUAUGGGCGCAACCUCUCUUCGGGGGACUAUCUUACUCCUAUACAUUCCUCCAUUAUGCUUCUUCUUUCUCCGUACUCUGACCGGAGAAUAUUGACAAUCUCUUCUGGACUGUCCCUAAACACUGGGGAUGAUACCUCAAUUAAAAUUUCACCGCCUCUUCCAAGUGUGCAUAUAAGAGGUCACGAUACCAUUCUAUUGAUCCAAAAAACUACAGCUAUCAAAACAUUUUAAAUGUCUUUUACUCCAAUAUACAAACUUGUUCACAAUUUCCUUGAUCAUACAGCAAACAUUCAGUCCACCCUUUGAAAGCCUACAUGCACUACGGCUCCGUACUGGAUUAAUCCCUUACAGCACGGUCCAGGUAUCUGGGUCUCUGAUCUGUAGGGUUCUCCGUACAAGGCGAGACCCCCGCAUGCACCAGUUCUGUUUCAAGACUAGUCGCUACUUCGAUUGUGUUUCUUAGCACUGUGCUAUCGUAGCGGAUGUGUUCUACUGUCUCGUCUUCUGCGUGACAUGUCGACAUCCUUUCUCUCUAGCUGCCACUAUUCGUCUUUCCUGUUUGGAACUUUCCGUCCCAUGCUACACUAGUCCUAGCUUUCCUACUACUUCAUAUCCUUACUAAUAAAUUGAGCUCUUGAGCUAUAAAGGGGGAAUAACCCUUGAGGGAUUAUGGGUACGAGAUGGCCUAAUUUGUGCCGAUGUGCCAAAACCCCAAAAUAUCAAAUAUCUAACGUUCAUCAUUCAUACCCUGGAAAUACAUUAACACACUCAUUCGGACAUCAAUAACAAAAGAUACAAUACAUUCAGUCUCACCACAUGUGACUGACAGCUCUAAACUGAAGAAAAAAUAACAAAAUUAUGUCAUUGUGCCUUUUACUUCCCUUUGAAUCUUAUUCUCAGUUGUCUCUCUUAUUCUUGAUACCGUUGUCAAUAUUAGAUUAGGUAGCUGCCAUUUGUAGGUUUCUAGAACUAUCAAAUAUCGAGCUAUAGUAAAAGUAUUCACUUUUCUUAGGUUUUAGGUCUUUGAUUGCAAGUCACUAUUUGUCUUUAAUACAGAUAUUGGAAAUCCAGGAUAAAGAUACACACUGUUAGGUCUUUGAUUACAAGUCACUAUUUGCCUUAAGUACAGAUAUUGUAAAUCUAGGAUAAAGAUACACACUUUUAGGUCUUUGAUUGCAAGUCACUAUUUCUCUUUAGUACAGAUAUUGUAAAUCUAGGAUAGAUAGAUAUUUAGCCCAACCAGUAUAGCAAUGAAGACCGGACUGGCGUUACCUCCUGCUCUUCAGUAUCAGAAGUCAUCCUGAUGUUCUGGGAAAUGUGUGUAGACUCAUCAGUUGUCUACUGACCACCUUCACAAAGGCUACAAUAUCAGACAGAAGGUCAUGCCAUUGUUCUGUGAAAUGUGUGAAGACUCAUUUGUCUACUGACCACCUUCACAAAAGCCACAAUAUCAGACAAAAUCAUCCUGAUGUUCUGUAAAACAUCAAUUUGUCUACUGGCUACCUAAACAAAGGUUACAAUAUCAGUCAUCUUGGUCUACAAAAUAUGUAUCUAUACAUUAGUUUGUCUACUAGCCACCUAGACUACACUAUCAGACAGAAAAUCAUCCAGAUGUUCUCUAAAAUUAGUGCCUAGACUGAUGUGUCAGGACAAAGUCACUGAAACUAUUAUAACUAUAUAUAACUUGAUUAGAUUAUGAAGGAAACUGAAGGUUGCAGUGAUAAUUUAGCUUGAGAUUGGCUUAUGGAGAAUGAUGAAACUAUUCAAGUUUCACAACUAUUAGUUUUUAUAAAUUAAGAUUAAAAUAUUGUUAUGUUAUUUUUUAUGUCUGUAUGUUUGGAUUUAUUUGCAUAAUAAUUUUAAUAUUUUUUCUAUCUUUUUUUAAUGUUUUUUUUUAAAGUUUGUGUGGGUUGGAUAUCAUUGUAAUUGUGUGUGUGUGUGAGAUUGCUCUUUAUUUCACCUAUGUUACUUUAUGUUACUCUGUUAGAUGCAGGCCUACUGUCUGUAGUGGUUAUUUUUAAAUUUAAUUUUGUUAAAAUCUGGUGACAUUUAUAGACUUAUAAGGGAGCGAGUUGAGAAAAAAACUUCCAGACUGUUCUGUCAUCCUAGUUAACUUGCAAAACAUUAUUUGUGAAGUUAUCGUCACAGGCCUUUAAAUGUUCUGGGGUGUGUAAGUGACAUUAAUCACUGACAAACUGAGGGAGAUGAAGCUAGAAAUACAUUUCAACUAGAGCUGAGUUGAAUUUGUCCAAUUGCUUAUCAGCAACACUAAUACCUCUCCAAGAAUGCCCUCCCCCAAAUUGCUUAUAAGAAGGCCGAAGAACCUAUUGAGAUUGCAAUGUAAAAAGAUUUCAUUGUAAAAAGAUUUCAUUUGUUCCUUUUCACACUCAUUGGUGUCAACAAAAGUUACAGUAUAUUUUUAAAAUUUUUUACAAAUAUUUAGUAAGACUAAAGAUCUAGAAAUUUGAUUAAAUCUAUAGAUUUGGAAAGAUGUUUCUGAGUUGGUAAUUUGCUUUCUUAUGACCACAUUUUAAAGAUUAUGUAGUCUUCUUAUUAAUACUAGGAUUUAAACUAUGCUCUUUUGUAAAGUAUUUUUUUGUGUGGAUGUUAUGUUUAUUUUUUUUCAUAAUUUGCUAACGUAAUUAAUAAUUUAGUAUAGGGUUUAGGUGUUGAUCUAGUAUAUAUAUAUAUAUAUAUAUAUAUAUAUUUUUUUUUUUUUUUUUUUUCAUGUAGAUUUAAUUUUUUUUUAUUUUCAAAGAAAUUAUUUUACAUUUAGUGCCAAUUAUAAUAGAAAAAUAGAAUUAAAAUAGAAUAGUAGUUUGAUUAGCUUUUAGAAUGAAUUACAAUAUGCAUGUAACUUGUUUCAACAUAAAUAAAAUUAAACAUAAUAAAUGUAUACCGGUACACAAAAGUA
Biomphalaria glabrata is the source of this 12807-nucleotide messenger RNA. RefSeq lists its product as uncharacterized. The record is from RefSeq and is a predicted model, not a curated record. NCBI's taxonomy places the organism in Eukaryota, Metazoa, Mollusca, Gastropoda, Planorbidae. Bases 1419 to 2351 code for a protein of 310 amino acids. The transcript has 2 exons.